This is a messenger RNA of Oikopleura dioica, 777 nucleotides long. The record is from the annotation of a GenBank genome assembly. NCBI's taxonomy places the organism in Eukaryota, Metazoa, Chordata, Appendicularia, Copelata, Oikopleuridae.
AUGAAGAUUUUUUCGAUUCUCCAAUUUGCUCUUGCUCUUGCGGGAAAAGCAAGAAAUAACAAAGAAUUGAUCGCUGAUGCCAGUGGAAAAUUGACAAAACUGAAUCAAAGAACACAAAAAAUUUACGUCGAUUACCUCGCCGAUUGGCCAAGAGCGGAUAACUACAUUCAUAAGCUCCACAAGAUGCAGAAAGCUUUGGCCGAAUUCCUCGAAAAAUGCGGCUACGACCCCAUUUCCAUCACGAAAUUCGAAGAAGACUGGAAUGUCGAUCUCAACGGAGACAACAUCAUCGGCAAGGGCCGCCGAAGAAGACGCCGCCGAGACGAGGAUUAUGACUCAACCUCUGGUUCUGGAGAUGAAGGCUUUCGAGAAGCAGUGGAAGUCUUAUCAGACUACUGGGACGAUUUUUUCGACGAGUCCGAAUCAGUCAGGCGCAAUUUGGGAAGCGACUUCGACUUUCUAUUUGGCAAUGAUGUUGGAGGCAUCCAAAGGAGUUUCGCGGAACAUGCUGGAAACAAAAUCAAAAAGCUCUUCAAUGGGUAUAAAAAGUUCACCGCCGUUUAUUUGUCAAAAUGCAAGAAGAUCGAAAACGUCAGCCAGCGAGUAGACAACACUGUAAAGCGACUGAACGGAGCGGUUAGACGAUACGAAGACUGGCUGACUGAAGAAGCGAUCAAGAAAGAGAAAAAGCAGAAAGAGGCUGCGACUCAGGCGAAGAAAAAGGCCAAAAAGAGCAAAAAGUCGAUCAAGAGGCAAUUGAAGCUGAGCAAUUUCUAA